AUGGACACCUUGGGGGGUGGUAAUUUGAGGUCACCGUCACCACCUGUUCUGCAUAUCCCCUCCACUGCUCGGCAACCAUCUACUAGAACUCAGCAAAGGAGGAACAGGGACAAAGAGGAUAGUCAGGACAACCCCCCAGCAACUUUAGGCUGGACAAAAGAUCAAGGUACCGGCCAAUACUGCUCGCUCGACUACCUUAUUGAGUGGUUAGCUAUGGGAGAUAACUUCAAGAAGUAUCAACAUGGCCUAGGGGGUAAGAAGAAGCUGGGGAUGGCUAGGGAAUGCUCUGAGUGGAUGUCCAAGUCAGGAUGUCCAACUACAAGAUCGACUGAUCAGAUACAAAACAAGAUUCGUGAACUCUUAAGAAGGUGGCGAGAGGCCCGUGACUGGCUAAAUCACACAGGGAAGGGUUUAUUCGAGAGUAUGGUGGAUGGUAGUGAGGAUCCAGAGAAGAUAAAUCAAGCUGAACAGACGGUUAAAGCCACUGUACUGAAGAAGUGUCCUGAAUAUGACUCUGUGGACCCCAUAUUUGCCGAAAGAGACGGCGGGACAGAAUCCCUUCGCACAGGUACCACCGGAAAUUCGAAUGUCACACUCGAGACGAUUAUGAGGGGUUCUCACCACCCCUCUCCUUCUCCUGAGAGAUCUCCACACUCUCCUAGGCCUCCAUCACCAUCUCAGAUGUCAUUGAAUGACUUCCUAGGCCAGCAAGAGUCUCAAACUGAAGAUACAUCGACUCAGAGCGAAAAUACACGUCCUGCGACUAGGGAACGCAGUUUUAGUGAUCAUAGGCUGACCAAGCGAGCUGCAGGCCUUUACACAUCGUCCAGGAGGGGGGAAGGAAAAAACAAUGCUGGAGGUAUUGCGGGGUUGUUUGAGGGGAUUGCUGCGAGCAGAAGGGAGGAGAUAGGCCUAGAGAAGCGUAAGCUAGCUAUCCAAGAGGAAGAAAGAGAAGAUUCGAAGAGACAGAGGAAGGAAAGGGCUAAAAAUGAGAGGUUGGUCAUAACAUCGAAGGAGGCUCAAGCUCGUCUCACUGCAGAGCAAGGACUACCGGUAGAACUUCGUGUUUCCUGGGUUCAGGCUAUCGCAGAUGCAGAGGAGAGGUAUGAUAGAGCUCACAGGGACAGAGAAGAAGGGGAAGGAGACGUUCACACCGAAUAUGAUGAGUGGAGCAAUUGGUCGGAGAGUGAUAGGUAG
Tremella mesenterica DSM 1558 is the source of this 1197-nucleotide messenger RNA. RefSeq lists its product as uncharacterized. Bases 1 to 1197 code for a protein of 398 amino acids. NCBI's taxonomy places the organism in Eukaryota, Fungi, Basidiomycota, Tremellomycetes, Tremellales, Tremellaceae. The transcript is spliced from 5 exons. The record is from RefSeq and is a predicted model, not a curated record.